Molecule: messenger RNA, 198 nt
Organism: Dracunculus medinensis (Guinea worm)
Lineage: Eukaryota; Metazoa; Nematoda; Chromadorea; Rhabditida; Dracunculidae
Source: the annotation of a GenBank genome assembly
AUGCAUUGGCGACUCAUCACUCUUGGUGUAUGUGUUUUCUGUUUGGCAAUAAUUAUCAUUAAGAUUUGUUCUAUACUUUAUUUACCUUGUAUCCAACUAUGUUAUAUUUCCAAAGAUAAAACAUUUUUAUCAAAUUUAAUAUUAGAGGAUCGCCCUAAAGAUGAUAGGAAGGGACUUCAACAUUCUAAUAAUCGUUGA